AAUAAAAAUUUUGCAUGGUAGUGAAGGGGCGCCGAAGGCCCAAAAAAUGUGGUAAAAACAGAAGCCAAUCCAUUUGCGUAGAGUGAAGAGCGAAGCAGAAGGAAUGGUGUCCAUAGGCAUACUUACAUUUCCUUCCAAUUCAACCCACGAUUCAUGUUCCACCUCUUCUCCUUGCGGGCUCAGAUUCAGUUUUUCUUCCUUUAACUACAACAACCCCUCAAACCCAAUUCCUUCAAGAUUCUUGAAACAAAAACCUCUCAGAUUUCCCUGUUUUAAAAUACUCGCUUCUUCAUCUUCGUUGGUUGAACAUGGCUCAGCGGAGCAAUUUUUGGAGAAUAAUUCAAUUGCAGAUUUUAUGAGAUUCAAAAGAGGGAGCCAGAAAGGCAGCGCUCGGUUGCAGACUGCUGUUGUUUCUUAUAAAAAGAAGUUCCCCUGGUCUCUUCUUCCUCCUUUUCUUCAGGUUGAUUUGGUUUCAACAAUUCACAUCGCGGAUAAAGAGUAUUUUGAAACUCUCCAGAAGGAACUUGAGGGUUAUGAUUGUAUCCUCUAUGAGAUGGUGGCUAGCAGGGAGAGUUUAGAAAACAGAAGAAACCCUGCUGAUAGAAAGAAGAUUAAAGGUUCACGCUUACGGGGUUUCAACAUUCUAGGAUGUAUUCAAAGGCAGAUGGCUCGAAUUCUCAUGCUUGAUUUUCAAUUAGACUGUCUUGAUUACCAAGCUGAGAAUUGGUACCAUGCAGAUCUUGAUUAUGAGACUUUCAAGUUACUUCAGCUUGAAAAAGGUGAAAACUUAUUCACAUUUGCAAGGGAUAUGACUCUUAAAUCAACUAAAGCUAUGGUGCAGCCAGCAAUUCCAGAAGGCCUUGGUCCUUGGAGAUCCAAGCUUCUAUGGGCUUCCCGCGUACUUCCGAUGCCACUUGUUGGUCUUCUCGUUAUUGGAAGUGUCUGUACAGAUGUGGGAAGUCAGCCAUCUGAUUAUCCAGAGCUAGAAGCACUAUCUAGGCUUGACUUUGGUGCGGCUAUGAAGGUUUUCCUGGCGAAGCGACUUACAUCUGAGUUCACUCAAGUGACAGCAGAUGUAGAGGAGAGUUCUGUUAUUAUUGGUGAGAGAAACAAGGCUGCAAUUGAAGCACUUAGAAGAGCAAUUGAUGGGGGACACAGUAAGAUUGCCAUUCUGUAUGGCGGUGGCCACAUGCCAGACUUGUCAAGGCGGUUAAGAGAGGAGUUUGACCUGUUUCCUUCCCAAGUUCAAUGGAUAACAGCUUGGUCAAUUAGACAUCGAGACUUGAAUAGCAGUUCCUUCCCAUUUCUGAAAACAAUGGCAGAAGUUUUAGGUUGGCCACUAAAUCGCUACCAAACUUUAGCACUGCUCAUUUUAUCGUCAGUCCUUGCAGUGGAUCUCUGGUUUUGGGAACUUUUUUUUGGCACAACAGUUGACUGGAUCUCCCAAAUUGCAUCCGAAGUUUAUCAAUAUGUUGAUACAGCGCUAAAGAUGUGAAAAUAUUCAUCUUUAUUAAAUUUGUAAGCACUAAGGCAAUGUGUAUGCCUGUGUAAAUAUUUUAAUCAUCUCUAAUUUAAAGGUGCAGUUUAUUAUUUUUCA
Mangifera indica (mango) is the source of this 1597-nucleotide messenger RNA. RefSeq lists its product as uncharacterized. The record is from RefSeq and is a predicted model, not a curated record. The transcript has 5 exons. Bases 104 to 1495 code for a protein of 463 amino acids. NCBI's taxonomy places the organism in Eukaryota, Viridiplantae, Streptophyta, Magnoliopsida, Sapindales, Anacardiaceae.